This is a messenger RNA of Saccharomyces mikatae IFO 1815, 666 nucleotides long. It is a transcript of the gene NCE103, whose product is annotated as carbonate dehydratase NCE103. Gene Ontology annotation, molecular function: zinc ion binding; carbonate dehydratase activity. The coding region runs from base 1 to 666 and encodes 221 amino acids. The transcript has a single exon. Gene Ontology annotation, biological process: carbon utilization; cellular response to oxidative stress; cellular response to carbon dioxide. Gene Ontology annotation, cellular component: cytoplasm. NCBI's taxonomy places the organism in Eukaryota, Fungi, Ascomycota, Saccharomycetes, Saccharomycetales, Saccharomycetaceae. The record is from RefSeq and is a predicted model, not a curated record.
AUGAGCGCCAUUGAAUCUUCAUCCAUUUUCACAUUGAGCCACGACUCAAACCUACAAGAUAUCUUGGAUGCUAACGUCAAGUGGGCUUCUCAGAUGAAUAACGUACAACCAACUUUGUUCCCAGAUCAUAAUGGUAAGGGCCAGUCUCCUCACACUCUUUUCAUCGGCUGCUCCGAUUCGCGUUACAACGAAAACUGUCUAGGCGUCCUACCCGGCGAAGUAUUUACUUGGAAAAAUGUCGCUAAUAUAUGUCAUUCAGAAGACUUAACUUUGAAGGCCACUUUGGAGUUCGCCAUUAUCUGCUUGAAAGUGAACAAGGUCAUUAUUUGUGGCCACACCGAUUGUGGUGGUAUAAAGACGUGUUUAACUAACCAAAGGGAAGCUUUGCCCAAGAUCGACUGCUCUCACCUAUACAAGUAUUUGGAUGAUAUUGACACCAUGUACCAUGAAGAGUCACAAAACCUAGUCCAUUUGAAAACGCUACGUGAGAAAUCACAUUACUUGUCACAUUGUAACGUCAAAAGGCAGUUUAGCAGAAUCAUUGAAAAUCCUACUGUACAAACUGCUGUACAAAAUGGAAAAUUGCAAGUAUACGGUUUGCUCUACAACGUAGAAGAUGGUUUACUGCAAACUGUCAGCACAUACUCAAACGCCAUUCCAAAAUAA